Molecule: messenger RNA, 1134 nt
Organism: Melampsora larici-populina 98AG31
Lineage: Eukaryota; Fungi; Basidiomycota; Pucciniomycetes; Pucciniales; Melampsoraceae
Exons: 2
Coding region: 1-1134 (377 amino acids)
Source: RefSeq, a predicted model, not a curated record
AUGGGGCAAAGUUUUAUUUUGAACGAGAACGCUGGAGGAGACAUGCAGAACUGCCUGGAGGCAUGCGCAUGCUCGCUAGAUUGGGACAUCUCGAUUGGGAUAUGUUCGAUAGUUUUCUUUUCCAGAAGAGGCCGUUGUCAAGUCACCUACUUUGGGACGUGUGAAACUACUGUCAUCCGUAAAGGUAUCUGUAUUUCGCAGAUGUGUGAAAUUGGCUUGACUCGACUUGGCUCGGAAAUUCGGCUCGUAAAUUUUGUUGCGCUGCCAAUAUUCUGUGAUCUUGGACGUAUUCAACAUCUCAAGAUCCGAGGUCCUAGGUAUUCGAUAUCCACAAGCUGUUUCAUUGAACCCAUCUCUCAACUCCCAUUAAUCGAAUCGCUCGAGCUUGCGCACCUUUUGGCAGGUGAGGGGUCAGAGGUUGACAGCCUUCCUGCCUGUCUUUCAAAUCUCAAAAAUCUCAAGCAACUUGUGCUGAAGGACGUUGAUGCCUUGGACAGCUCUUGGAGCAGUCAUCAAGCACCUCCUCAAUUAGUCGAUGUUACCAUUCGCGAUUGCAUCGCACUCUGUUUAUCAGAUAUGCCUGGGUUUAUCUGUGCUUGGGCGCCUCAGCUUACUCAUCUAGAUAUCAAAUUUCAUGAACAGGCCAACAUCUUUCCAACAGAAGACGUUCCAGAGUUUCACCCAGCUCAAGUUCAUUUACCGGCUUUAACGCAUCUUUCCAUAUGGCCACAUGCCACUUGUCACUAUGUUCACCGCUUCCGCAAUUGCAAAAGUCUCUGUCAUCUCACGUUCUAUCACCUUCGAAGACACGAUUGCCUCGAUGAUAUCUCAGAUGAUAGUUCAAACCAACUAUCAGAACUUGCUGACUUCAUCACCAAUAAUGUGUUCCCUAAUCUCAAGAGCAUCACAUUGCAUAUAGAACCUGUAGAAAUUCCACUUGACCGGGCGAAGGCAACCACAAAUGAAGCAAACACGGACAAUCUUUGGGACACAUCUACAAAGACUCCUAUCUCAACUGCUACUUCUUGUGGUGAUCUGGCAGCAUAUUGUAGUGAUAUGUGUCAAAUCUCUUUCAGUAAUAUCUGGUACCAAUGUGGAGUUUUCACUGGGUGUGGACCUUCAGAUCAGUCUUGA